This is a messenger RNA of Cynocephalus volans (Philippine flying lemur), 882 nucleotides long. It is a transcript of the gene MRPL13, whose product is annotated as mitochondrial ribosomal protein L13. Gene Ontology annotation, cellular component: ribosome; mitochondrial large ribosomal subunit. Bases 120 to 656 code for a protein of 178 amino acids. Lineage: Eukaryota; Metazoa; Chordata; Mammalia; Dermoptera; Cynocephalidae. The record is from RefSeq and is a predicted model, not a curated record. The transcript is spliced from 7 exons. Gene Ontology annotation, molecular function: structural constituent of ribosome; mRNA binding. Gene Ontology annotation, biological process: translation; negative regulation of translation.
CGAGCGCUGGCUGGGCUAGGAACUGUAAUGCUUGGCUCUGUGCGUUUCCUACCCGGCCAGUAACGCUGCCUGCCGGAGCUGGGCUCUUGGAAGAAGGACGGUCGCUCCAGUAGGGUAGUAUGUCGAGUUUCUCUAGGGCGCAGCAGCAAUGGGCCACUUUUGCUCGAGUGUGGUAUCUCUUAGAUGGGAAAAUGCAGCCCCCUGGGAAACUUGCUGCUGUGGCAUCAAUAAAACUUCAAGGAUUACAUAAACCUGUGUACCAUCAACUGAGUGACUGUGGGGAUCAUGUUGUCAUAAUGAACACAAGACACAUUGCAUUUUCUGGAAAUAAAUGGGAACAAAAAGUAUAUUCCUCACAUACUGGCUACCCAGGGGGAUUUAAACAAGUAACAGCUGCUCAACUUCACCGGAAGGAUCCAGUGGCUAUUGUAAAACUAGCUAUUUAUGGCAUGCUGCCAAAAAACCUUCACAGAAGAACGAUGAUGCAAAGGUUGCAUCUUUUUCCAGAUGAGGAUAUUCCAGAAGAUAUUCUUAAGAAUUUAGUGGAAGAGCUUCCUCAACCACGCAAAGUACCUAGACGUCUAGAUGAGUACACACAAGAAGAAAUAGAGGCUUUUCCAAGACUGUGGUCUCCACCUGAAGAUUAUCGGCUGUAGGAGAAUGAAAAUUGUAGAAAAUAACAAUGAGGUGAUUGAAACAUCUACCUUAUGAGUUUCUCUAACCUACAGCAAAGAGUGAAACAACUAGGGGAAAGGUCAGGAAGGGAUAUUCCUUCAACAGGAAAUUGCAAUAAAAUACUAUUUUGUAGAAUUGUUUUAUUAUGUAAUCUGAUUUGAAUGUUAUAAAUGAUGAUAAGAAUAAAAUUGCUUACUUGAUUAACUA